Leishmania braziliensis MHOM/BR/75/M2904 is the source of this 2712-nucleotide messenger RNA. RefSeq lists its product as hypothetical. Gene Ontology annotation, biological process: protein O-linked glycosylation via mannose; endoplasmic reticulum unfolded protein response. Bases 1 to 2712 code for a protein of 903 amino acids. Lineage: Eukaryota; Euglenozoa; Kinetoplastea; Trypanosomatida; Trypanosomatidae. Gene Ontology annotation, molecular function: mannosyltransferase activity; protein binding. Gene Ontology annotation, cellular component: endoplasmic reticulum. The record is from RefSeq and is a predicted model, not a curated record. The transcript has a single exon.
AUGGAAGAGGGAGGGGAGAGCUAUGAGAGGAUAAUGAAGACCCCAGCAAACACUCUGCUGGCGGCAGAGCCCGCUCAAUGGCCGCUGCAGUGCUCGGUUGACACUCGAAUUCACUCAUUCCUGCUGCUCAUCGCUGGCCUUGUUUUCAGCAACGGGGUCCAUGCAGGCAUGGCUUUUGACGACAAUAGUGCUAUCAUCGCCAACCCCGACACCCGCGCAGACAAGACAUCGCUCGGCUCCAUCUUUUACAAUGACUUCUGGGGAACUCCGCUGGACCACUUCGAGUCAAACGGGUCGUACCGCCCCAUCACCGUGCUAACCUUUCGCAUUCAGCACUGGUUGAUGGGCUACCGCCACAGCCCAGCCUUCCUCCACGGCUUGAAUUACAUUGUCGCAUACCUCAACGUGUGUCUCGUCUUUUAUCUCGCCCGCCUGUACGUCUACGUGGUGGUGCCCAGGGCGGUACUCUCCGUUGAGAAUGCCAAAGCGCAGUCCUGCGUGGCUGUGCUGACCACUCCUGUUCAUGUGGUGCCGCUGAUGGCGGCUCUGCUGUACCUCGUCCACCCCGUCCAUGUCGACGCCGUCACGUCCAUCGUGGGGCGGUGUGAGCUGCUUUACUGCUUCUUUGGACUGAUCGGAUUCUUCGGCAUCCACAGGUAUCUGAACCAAGUCGAUGCGCUGACCAGCAAAGCCGCUGGGACCCCAACUACCCACGCAAAGAAGCCGAAAAGGGAGCGCUUACACCGGAGAGGGCCUCACAAGCGCGUUUUCAGUAAACUUUAUGUUCUCUUGUCCGUCUUGGCACUUGCAAUGGGCAUCCUCUGCAAGGACAGCGCUGUCACGUUCACCGCCAUCUAUGGCGUGCACGCAUGCGUCAUGUACGCCUGUGGACGGUGCCAGAAGCGCCACUCGUUGACGGUGAUCGUGCUGGCUGUAGUGGAGCUGCUCGGCUAUCUCGCCUUUCGACGAGAGUUCAUUGGCAACAUCGACCUACGGACGAGCCCGCUGCUGAGUCAGACGGAGCACCCGCAGUACUUUGUGCCCAAAGGUCUCUUUCACUGGCUCAGUAUUCGGUGGUUAAUUCAAGUGACGAACUUGAGGCUGCUCUUAUUUCCUACAUCGCUGUGUAACGAGUACAGCUUUGAUUGCAUCUCACAUGUGUACACCAUGCACGAUCCACGCGUGCCGGGCUUUCUUGCGAUCACUGGCGCUGCCGUGCUUACACUGCUGAGUCUGUUGCUCGGCACUUUUGCGUACCGCUCGCGCGCCGCGCUGGUGGGCCUCGUCGGCUUCCUCUGGAUGGCAAUCCCUUACGCUCCGGUUAGCCACCUCUUCGUGGCCGUUGGCACCUUCAUCGCGGAGCGCUGCCUGUACGUGCCGUCUAUUGGCGCGGUACUGCUCAUCACCUUCAUCGUGGCCGCCCCGGGGCUUCGCCGGGGGGUCGUGACUCGCUACUUCUACACGCUACUGUUGCUGUGCGCUGGCUGGGGUGUCUUUUCCUACCGACGCAACGAAGACUGGCAUUCGAACGAGCACUUGGCCCGGGCCGCCACUCGUAGUUGCCCCAAUAGUGGGAAGGCACACUUCCAGCUCGCUGCCGCCGUCGCCGCCCGCGAGGACCUCGUGACGCCGGAGGUGGUAGCUUUGGCGCGGCGUUCGCUGGAGCUAGAUCCGUCAUCACACCGUGGCUACUACCACUUGGCUCUCUAUGAACUGAGGGUUAACCACGACACGCGCACGGCGUACGAGUACCUCCGCAAGUGUAUGGACGACCUGUUUGCCUACAAGCCCUGUGAGGAUCUUUACGAGCGGGUGCGCAAUAUCCUGCACCCCAAGAUGACCGACAUAGAGCAAUACGUGGAUCUCGCCACUAUUGUACCCCGCGACUCGUACAAGGCCGUAUACCUCCGCCAGGCCGGCAUCAUAGCGCUGCAGCGCGACGCCAAACCGUGUCUGGCCAAGACACUGCUUCACAGCGCUAUGACCAGGUGGAAUAAUUCAAAGCUGUAUUGGAUGUCGGACGAAGUGAGUCGGAAGGCUGGGGAUGUCACGUACUGCAACGCGCUCUACUGGUACGAGCACUCAGUCUUGGAGUGCGAGAAGCAGUCAAUGCCUGGCGUUGUCGACUCGGCGAGUGCAGAUGAGGAGAGCGAAGGAGGCGACAACGGCGCUGAUUCCAGUAGUCCGCAGCCGUCGAGGAGGGGGUUUCCUCCUACACCGCAGGAGGCAGUGCGUCGAGCGGCGACCGCCGCGGAACUCUUCCGUCACUGCGGCACUGACUGGCGUAGCUUCCUAGCCCAGCCAAGGUACAACUACCCCACAAUCCCAUAUCGCAUGACUUCGUACAUUUCUGUUGGGAGCUACACUGCCGCCUUCAUCGCCCACUUUAUCAACUACACCGCGAGCGAUACACCGGAACGGAAUGCGGUGCUGCUAAGCUACCUAGACACGACGGUGCGCCUGUACUCUCACCUCAGCACUUUCGUGCAUGACGACUACGUGGCUGAGAAGCUAGGCCAGCUAUUCAAGGACCAGACGCAGGCCGUUAUGCGACAAUCGUCGGUGGCUCGCCGUACGCUUCUCGGCAACCUGCACAUGCCUCUGCGCGAGCUCCAAAGUGCCAGUUCACUCAGUAUCACUCAAACAGAGACGCUCCGGCGUCUUCUGGCUCUCUCUCCAUGGGCAAGCGAGCUCUUAUCCUUCACUUCUUAG